This is a messenger RNA of Topomyia yanbarensis, 2498 nucleotides long. RefSeq names its product chorion peroxidase-like. Bases 140 to 2359 code for a protein of 739 amino acids. Gene Ontology annotation, molecular function: heme binding; peroxidase activity. Gene Ontology annotation, biological process: response to oxidative stress. The transcript has 6 exons. NCBI's taxonomy places the organism in Eukaryota, Metazoa, Arthropoda, Insecta, Diptera, Culicidae. The record is from RefSeq and is a predicted model, not a curated record.
ACCAAUAGAGCACUCAAGGACCGUGCUAUCGGCAUAUUUCUUCUUUCCUUACAACGUACAUGUGAAGUGCGUGCAGCGUGAUAACGGUUAAUUGAUUGUGUUUUCUUUGUUGUGCAUCUCGUUAAAUUACCAUAAAAUAAUGAAAUUAAGAGAUCAAAAGCGAAUGAUGCUGAUGUUGAUACUAGUAAUUGGUGUUCAGGCACUUGUUGAUGAUCGGCCAUGUCCCGCCAACAGCACGUGUGUACAUCCGCUUAGAUGUACGAGGGCGAUCCGCGAUUGGGCCGAUUUGCCGCACGAAACCGACCCAUCAGUGACGCCAGUUUUCGAUCGAACGUAUCAACAACGCUGUCGGUUUAGUACCAAGUUCGAGGGCAUCUGUUGCCAGACGGGUGCCAUCGCCGACUCCGCAGAAGUGCUAGCAGACUGCCAUCGACGGCGGCCGCAACGGGCGACGGCGAUGGCUGGUGGGGAAACGGCGGAAUUUGAACGAUUGCCUCCAAGCGAAAAUAGUGAUGCCACCACUGGCUGUGGUCGGAAAGUGCACCGGAGAGCGUUUGCGGAUUACGACCAGUUAUACGGCAUAAACACAACGAAUCAACCCCACUCCCGCACCAAACGGUGCAUCAUCGGUCCGAGGUGCAAAGAUGAACACAUGCGCUACCGACGGUUCGAUGGGCGCUGCAACAAUAUCCAACCCGGGCGGAGUCUAUGGGGUUCUGCCGGAUACCCAAUGGAACGGGUACUAGCUCCAGCGUACGGAGACCGUGUCGGAUCGCCACGGAAAAUGUCCACCGCUGGCGGCAACGUUCUCCCGAGUGCUCGUCGAAUAUCCGCUCUACUAUUUGACGAUGUGCACGUUCCGGACAAGCGGUAUAACGUAUUGAUGAUGCAGUUCGGUCAAUUUCUGGUGCACGACAUCACAAAAAGUCAACCGGCUGCUAAGGAUGUUGCUUGUUGUGUUCACAGUGGUAUCGAAUCACAUCCGGAUUGCUUACCGAUUGCGGUCGCUUCGAACGAUCCAUUCUACUCGCAGUUUGGUGUGAAAUGUAUGGAGUUCGUGAGAACGGCCGUCGUACCGAAGUCACGAUGUCAAGCUGGUCACGCCCGACAGAUAUCUGCCGUUACACAUUUCAUAGACGGUUCGGGUAUCUACGGAAGCUCAGCUGCCGAGGCCAACAGUCUAAGAGCACACGAGGGAGGUAGGCUGAAAUCUUUGAUGCAUCGCCAAUCGCCCAAUGAACUGCCACCAUUGGAAACGAAAGCAGGAGCUUGUAGACGAGACGCGGAUAUGUGUUUCAAAGUAGGAGACGAACGAGUGAAUCAGAUUGUCACAUUGGUUGCCGUUCAAACGUUGUUCCUACGGGAACAUAAUCGUAUCGCGCGAGCCUUGCAGAAUAUCAAUCCUCACUGGAAUGAUGAGAUGAUUUUUCAGGAAGCUCGUCGAAUUGUGGCAGCUGAGAUUCAGCACAUUGUGUACAGCGAGUAUCUACCGAAAGUUGUUGGGCCAGGUUUCAUUGACCAGUUUGACCUGUUUGCUUCCGAGGGGCACAGUAAUUUCUACAACCCGAAGAUAAAUCCGUCGAUUACGAGCGAGUUUUCUGCUGCCGCCUUCCGUUUCGGUCAUUCCACAGUUCCCGGGCAACUCAAACUCCUCACGAACGUGUGUUUCAGGCUCCCACAAGGAUUCGUAGACACCCACAAAACCUUCUUCAAUCCGUCGCCACUGCGUAAUCCACCCUUCUAUGAUGGUCUAUUCCAAGGGAUGCUGCAACAACCGAUGCAAAAGAUGGACGAUAAAUUUGCUCACAGUUUGACGUGGUUUCUGAACUCUAAGGAGCAACAACCGUUCGGAUCGGAUCUUGCCUCUAUAAACAUUCAGCGUGGACGAGACCACGCCUUGCAACCUUAUAAUCAUUAUCUACGUCUGAGCGGACGUCGGAUGAAAAAAGACUUCAAAGAUUUCGGCCCAUUGGCAGGACCAAAGCUACAACAACUAUACAGCACACCGAACGACGUAGAUCUGUACGUCGGAGGGAUUCUUGAAAGCCCCGUACAGGGAGGCAUCGUUGGGAAAACGUUCGCCGAAAUCAUCAGCGACCAGUUUUCCCGGCUCAAGCGAGGCGAUCGGUAUUUCUACAGCAACGGUCUGCGAUCGAAUCCGGGUCACUUCACCAAGCUGCAGCUGGAACAGUUGCAGCGGGUGACGCUUGCAGGAAUACUCUGUGCAAAUGCCAACGAUCCGUCUAGUUUCAAAGUUCUCCCGGAUGCUUUCGCCGUGCCGCAUGGUACCAGCAAUCCGCUUGUAUCGUGCCGAUCGGACAAAAUUCCGAAGCUGAAUCUGAAAUUGUGGAAAGAUUGAGAUUGUUAUGUUUUUAGCUUCGUCUUGUUGAUAUUUGUAAAUUGCAUUUAUUUUAGAAUGUAUAGUUGUAGAUAAAUCGUUUAAUACUUGUGUAUGCAUUUAUGUUGUUUUGAAUAAAAAAAAGUGUGUGUUAUUAAAG